Anneissia japonica is the source of this 522-nucleotide messenger RNA. RefSeq names its product glutathione hydrolase 1 proenzyme-like. Gene Ontology annotation, biological process: glutathione catabolic process. Gene Ontology annotation, molecular function: glutathione gamma-glutamate hydrolase. Lineage: Eukaryota; Metazoa; Echinodermata; Crinoidea; Comatulida; Comatulidae. Gene Ontology annotation, cellular component: plasma membrane. The record is from RefSeq and is a predicted model, not a curated record.
GUUACGAUAUUGAUUUGUCAUCCGAUGCUGCUAAAGUAACAGCUUACCAUCGUUUUCUUGAAACCUGUAAAUUUGCAUUUGGUCUAAGGGCACAUCUUGGAGAAGUCAGCACAGCUGAAGUUAAUCAGGUCUUGAAUGAUUUGGCAUCUGAGGACUUCGCCCGUAAGAUCCGAGACACUAUAAAAAGCGAUAUGGUAACUUACACAAAUGCAAGUUAUUAUAGUAACGGACAGGUUGACGCUACAGACAACUUGGGAGGCACGAGUCAUGUGAGUGUUUUGGCUGAGAACGGAGAUGCUGUUUCUGUGACUACCUCCGUAAACUAUUACUUUGGUUGCAAAAUCAUGUCGGCCACAACAGGUAUUAUAUACAACAACCAAAUGGCGGACUUCACGAUUCCUAAUUCGGAGGUUGAGUACCAACCAACGAAUCAAGCCAACUACGCAGGUCCUAACAAACGUGCUUUAUCAUCCAUGAGUGGCAGCAUACUCCUCGAUGAAAAUGGUGAUGUCAAGUUAGUCA